AUGAGUGCUAACCUCAAUCGUGACUCUCAACGUUUUAUUGAACAAAGAAAUUUACAAACAUAUCUAGAAUGCACAAUAUUAGCAAUAUUAUCAUACAACACUGAAAUACAACUGAUCAAACCACAAAAAUUAACAAAACAUUCUCAGCCUUUUAUUAAAAUUAAAAAAUUGAUGAUACUCAACGACGAUAAAUGGAGUUUGGAGAUUGACACUAUAGUAAAAGAACGAAUUAAAGCUAUUGAAAAAGAUUAUAAAAACAGUGGAGUCGCCAAAAAUACAGCUUUUAGAAGGUCACUUAAUCACAAGAAAAGGGACAUGAUGCAUAUUGUGGAAGAUAUUAUAUAUGAGUGGGGAUAUACAGUUCGGUACGAAGGAGAAAACAGAGAAGGGAUUUAUGGCAACGUUGAAAUUGAAAUGCCAAAUGGAAAACUUAUCAACAAAAAGCGAAUUGUUGAUAUAGAUCAAAGAGUCUGGGAAUACUUGAGAGUUAAAAUGGUAUCAUCAAAACUACACUACAACGAUACGAACUUUGUGAAGUGUUAA
Messenger RNA from Entamoeba invadens IP1, 543 nucleotides. RefSeq lists its product as hypothetical. Bases 1 to 543 code for a protein of 180 amino acids. NCBI's taxonomy places the organism in Eukaryota, Evosea, Mastigamoebida, Endamoebidae. The transcript has a single exon. The record is from RefSeq and is a predicted model, not a curated record.